CUCCCUGCAGGUGCCCGUGUCUGUCUCUCCCUUGAGGCACCCAUCUCUCCCUGCAGUCACCCCAAGAGAGGCUUGUGCCCAUAUCCCCCAUCAUCUGGUGUUCUCUGCCGCCCCCCAGCCAUGGCCUUUGGAGACCUCCUGGAGAAGGUGGGCAGUGCAGGUCCCUUCCAGCUCCUCUGUGUUCUGCUGCUCACCGCGCCUGCCCUUCUCAUUGCCAGCCACAACCUGGUGCAGAACUUCAGUGCCGCCUCCCCUGAGCGCCAGUGCCGCCCUCCGCCACCAGGCACCAAUGCCAGCUGGGUGGGCAACACCACUGCAGCUCGUGGGGGGCUCUCCCUGGUCCCGAGCCCAGAACAGUGCUGUCGCUUGGUGGGCACCCAUGGGCAGCAUCCAAGAUCCAACAGUUCGCUGGGCAGGGCAGGCGAGACAGAACCCUGCCGGGACGGAUGGUACUACGACCGCAGCACCUUCUCCUCCACCAUCGUCACUGAGUGGGAUCUGGUGUGUGAUCUGGGCCCCCUCCCGGCGCUGGCGCAGACGCUGUUCAUGGCAGGGGUGCUGCUUGGAGCCCUCCUUUUUGGAGUCUUCUCGGACAGGUUUGGGCGACGGGUCAUCCUGCUGUGUUCUCUGCUGUUGAUGGCUGUCAUGGGAACUGGGGCUGCCUUGUCCUCAGACUUCCUCACCUACUGCGCCUUCCGCCUGCUGAGUGGGGUUGGUCUGUCUGGCUUCCUCCUCAACUACAUCUGCCUCAGUCUGGAAUGGGUCCCCACCAAGUCCCGUGCCCUGGUGGUGACAUGGCUGAGUUACUGCAGCACGGCAGGCCAGGUGGUGCUGGCUGGCCUGGCCUACAGCAUCCGGGACUGGCGCUGGCUGCAGCUGGCCAUUUCCACCCCCUUCUUCAUCUUCUUCCUCUGCGCCUGGUGGAUCCCAGAGUCCGCACGCUGGCUCAUCAUUAACCACAGGCAUGCGAUGGCGCUGAGCAACCUGCAACGGGUGGCCCGGAUCAACCGGAAGCAGCUGGGUGGGGACAGCAUCUCCCUGGAGAUGUUGGAGAAGGUGGGGGGCAGCCCCACUAGGAAAAGCACCUGCUCCUGCCUGGGCCUCUUCCGCACGCCGGCCAUGAGACGCAUCUCCUGCUGCCUCAUGAGUGUCAGCUUCUCCACCAACCUGGCCUACUUUGGGCUCUCCAUGGACCUGUCAGCCUUUGGCCUGGACAUCUUCCUGGUGCAGACAUUCUUCGGGGCCAUUGACAUCCUGGCCAAGAUGGCCUGUGCCCUGGCCCUGAGCUACUUUGGACGCCGAGCCAUCCAGGCCAGUUCCCUCAUCCUGGCCGGCAUCUUUCUCCUGGGGAACAUCCCUGUGCCCAGAGAGAUGCUGAUGGUGCGACUGGCUCUGGUAGUGCUGGGAAAAGGAUGCCUGGCUGCCUCCUCUGUCUGCUCCUACCUGUAUGGGGGAGAGCUCUUCCCAACUGCUGUCAGGCAGACAGGCACUGGCUUCACCACCGUGAUGGCUCGUCUGGGCGGCAUGGUGGCCCCGGUGGUGCUGGUGGCCGGGCAGCAAUUUCCCUUCUUGCCGCUGGUGAUAUUCGGGGUGGCUCCCAUCGUGUCCGGCAUCGCCGCCUGCUUCCUGCCAGAGAUGCACAACGUCCCCCUGCUGGACACCAUAGAAGAGGUGGAGGACAGAGCCAGGAGGAAAGGCGAGGAGGCGAUCGCCGGGGAGACCAUGGCUCACAUUGUCCACUCAACCAGGACUGACUGCUAUACGAGUCAGGGGCGCUGGAGAAGAAGAGCAACCAGGCAGUCAGGAAGAGGUUUCCUCACAGCCUCCAUGCCCCCUCGUGUCCAAUCGGAGAAGGAGCAACGUAUGGGCUUCUUCCAAACCAUCCUUGUCAUCCUGGUCUUCCUCCCUCUCCUCAUGGUGGCCUCCCAUAAUUUCCUGCAGAACUUCACAGCUGCUGUCCCCAGGCAUUGGUGCUACAUUCCGGCGGGAGACAAUGACACCACAGAGGUGACUGGAGACCUGCUGAAGAUCUACAUUCCUAUGGAUGGCAACCAGGAGCCAGACAGGUGCCUGCGGUUCAGCACCCCACAGUGGCAGCUUCUGGCCCCCAAUGGCACCAGCACCAAUGCCACUGAGCCCUGCCUGGAUGGGUGGACGUACGACAGGAGUGUCUUCAACUCCACCAUCAUCACGGAGUGGCACCUGGUCUGUGGCCAGCGCGCUCUCAAGGAUUUUGCCCAGUCCAUCUACAUGGCGGGGGUGCUGGUGGGAGCACUGGUCUACGGGGGCCUGGCGGAUAGACUAGGGCGCCGGGCAAUGCUGCUCUGGUCCCUGCUGCAGGUGGGUGUGAUGGGCACCGGUGCUGCCUUCGCCCCCAACCUGGCAGCCUACUGCGCCUUCCGCUUCUUCAACGGCAUGGGUACCUCGGGCUCCAUCCUCAACGGCAGCAGCCUGACCCUGGAGUGGAUCCCAUCCCGGUUCCGGGCCAUGGUGUCCACCAUCCUCGCCUGCAGCCUGACGCUGGGCCAGCUGCUCCUGGCUGGACUGGCAUACGCCAUCCGUGACUGGCGCCAGCUGCAGCUGGCAUCCUCGGUGCCCUUCUUCCUCUUCUUCCUCUACAGCUGGUGGAUUCCAGAGUCCGUGCACUGGCUACUCAUCAACCACAGGCCUGAGAUGGCACUGAGGAACCUGCAACGGGUGGCCCGGAUCAACGGCGAGAAGCUGGAGGGGGAGGGCAUCUCCCUGGAGACACUGCGGCUGGAGAUGCAGCAGGAGGAAGAGAGCUCAGGGCCCUCCCAGUGCUCUGCCCUGGAGCUGUUCCGGACAGCGCCCAUGCGUGGAGUCACCGGCUGCCUCAUGCUGGCCUGGUUCUCCAACAGCUUCUCUUUCUACCACCUGGCCCUGGACCUACAGCGCUUCAGGGGCAUCAGCAUCUACCUGGUGCAGCUGAUCUUUGGCGCUGUGGACAUUCCCUUCCGCAUGCUGGUGGCCGUGGUCGUCAACCGCCUGGGGCGCCGGCUCACGCAGUCUGCCUGCCUGGUCCUGGGAGGACUCUUCAUCCUGGCCAGCAUCCCCGUGCCGCAUGACAUGGAGGUGUUGCUGAUUACCCUGACUGUCCUGGGAAAAGGGCUCUUCUCCUCCUCCAACAGCUGUUCCUACCUGUACACCAUUGAGCUCUACCCAACUGUCAUCAGGCAGACAGGGCUGGGGGUCACCAACAUGAUGGCCCGGCUGGGAGCGGUGGCAGCCCCCAUGAUGCAGAUGACCCAGGCCUUUGUCUCCUUCCUGCCCCUGCUCCUGUUCGGGGCAGUGCCCAUCACAGCUGGCAUCCUGGUCAAUUGCUUACCAGAGACCUUGGGGGUCCCACUAGCCAACACGAUGAAGCAGGUGGAGGACAGAGCAAGAAAGAAAAGGAGCAAGAAAGAGGAACUGAGGAAAGAAGCCAGGGGAACCAAGGAAACCAAAUUCUAAAUACAGGCUCUUGUGUCAGGCACUGGACUGGGACGCUGGAGACCUGACUUCAAAUCCUGGCUCCCUGUGUGAUUUGGGGCGUGUCACUUCAUUGCUUGGUUCUCAAUUUCCCCAUCUGUAAAGUGGGGCUAAUGAUGCUUCCCUGCCCCAUGGGGGUUAUGGGAAUAAAUCUAUUAAUGUGUGGGAGGCUCAGAUACUAGCAUGAUAGGCCCCACUCCCGAACUAGAUAGAUAUAGAACCAGACAACCAGCUUUUUAUCACAGAAGCAAAAUCUUGAAAGGGUCCUUUUUAUCUAGGAUUCUACAGCUUGGAUUUUUAGUUUUUUGGUGUUCGUUUGCCACAGGAUGAAGAGGGGAGACAUUUCUUCCCACUAGACUGACUGUAAACCCUUAGAGAGCUGGCAUAAUUAACUCUUUCUGGCACGUAUCCAAUACUACCGUGGAACUGACCUUCUUGCAGUGCUUUUCACAAUUGAUUUACACAUGGCUCAUCACAUGGCAAAUGCUGGAGCAGAAUUGGUAGAUUGGACUUUGAAUCAAUUUGCUUAGCACAUAUUAACGUGACAGUGUUUUAUUCUGUAUACUUAACCUUUCUCCAUAUCCACUAGCUGCAUGGAAAAUCCCCUUUGCUAGGAAGGGUUUUGACAUGGAAAGCCUUUUGUUUGACCUCUGUUGAAAUGCACCUAUUUAAUAUUGCUGCCCCUCAGCUCAUUGGUUUCCUAUCAGAGGAGAAGUAAGUGAGACAGAAUCAGUGGAUAUUUUCUUAGUGUAGCUUGUUUAUCCCCUGCGCUAUAUGCACCAGUCCUGGAACAGAGGUGGACACAAACAGCACUGCAGACAAUCCCUUCUUUCUGUAAACUCCACCCAAACACCCAUGCCCAGUUCCCUGGGAGCUGCUCUGCCCCCCAGAACUGAUGCGGUUUAAAAAGAUUAAAGCAAAGAGCAAAUUCU
Messenger RNA from Malaclemys terrapin pileata, 4421 nucleotides. RefSeq lists its product as uncharacterized. The transcript has 20 exons. Bases 121 to 3471 code for a protein of 1116 amino acids. Lineage: Eukaryota; Metazoa; Chordata; Testudines; Emydidae. Gene Ontology annotation, molecular function: transmembrane transporter activity. Gene Ontology annotation, biological process: transmembrane transport. The record is from RefSeq and is a predicted model, not a curated record.